AUGGCGGUGGAGAGUACUAUCUGGCUGUUCUGUCUACUUUCGCUGGCAUACUGUGGUCCGUUCACGCAAGAGAAACCUCUGUCGGUGGAGCUGAGCUGUGGGGCCGGGCCUGUCCAUGUGGUGUUGGAGCCGGGAACACCCCUCCUGCUUGAUUGCAACCUGGGGGCUAGUGACCCGCCCUUCAACGUCACCUGGCUACGCAAUGGCCAGCCCCUGCACCUGGAUGGGCGGGACUUCCUGCAGCAUUUAUCAAAUGGAUCACUCCUCCUGUUGCCCACCUUUAUGGAUGGGCAUGCUUCCCCGGGCCUUGAGGGCAGCUACAGCUGUGUGAGUGCCAGUGCCCUGGGAGCUCUGACCAGCCGGACCAUCACCGUGCUCUUGGCAAGCCUAUCGCCGUUCCAUCAGGACCCAGCAUCUCAAGUAGUACCCGUUGGGGGUGCUGCCCGCUUUGAGUGCCAGAUUGAAGGUGUGCCUACACCCGUUAUUACCUGGGAGAAGGACCAAGCGGCGAUCCCUGCAGAGACACGGUUUAUAUCCCUCCCUAAUGGGGUGCUCCAGAUUCUGGAGGUUACCAGGGGGGAUGAGGGUGCCUAUCGCUGUGUUGCCUCCAAUUCUGCCAAGACGCGUCUGAGUCUUGAAGCCAGCCUCACCAUCACUACAGGCUCUACACAAGCCCUUAACAAAGUCGAAAUAGUGGCGCCACCUCAGAACGCCACGGUGGUGCUGGGCCGUCCUGCUGUGAUGGAGUGCAUGGCACAAGGCCAGCCGAAACCUCUGGUAUCCUGGAGCAGGCAAGACGGAAAGCCCAUCUCCACUGAUGUGGUUGUCCUGGCAACGAACCUGGUGAUCCGGGACACGAGACGCCACCACGCAGGUGUCUACGUCUGCCGGGCCAAUAAGCCCAAGACCAGAGAGUUUGUCAUUGCCGCUGCUGAACUGCAUGUGCCUGCCCCUCCGGUGAUCCUCCAGCCCCCCGAGACUGUGUCCCUCUCCCGGGGAAACACAGCUAGAUUUGUGUGCAACAGCUCUGGGGAGCCUCCCCCAGUGUUGUAUUGGCUGAAGAACGGCCAGCCCAUCCGAUCGCUGAGAAGGGUGAAGACCCAGGGCCCUGGGGUCCUGCUCAUCAACCAGCUGGCACUGGAGGAUGCUGGCUACUACCAGUGUAUAGCAGACAACAGCCUGGGAACAGCCUGUGCCACUGCUAAGCUAACAGUCAUUGUGAGGGAGGGUCUGCCCAGCCCUCCUCGCCACUUAUCCGUCACGCCCCACGCCAGCACCGCUGCCCUCCUCACCUGGGAGAAACCCGAACACAAUUCUGACCAGAUCAUUGGCUACUCUGUGCACUACCAACGCACUGCAGGAGGCUCAGAUAAUGUGGAGUAUCAGUUUGCAAUGAACAACGACACCACGGAGUACCACGUGAAGGAGCUCCUUCCCCACACAGCAUACACCUUCUACGUAGUGGCUUACUCCCCAAUGGGCGCCAGCCGCCCGUCCAUACCGGUCACAGUGGAGAUGCUGGAAGAUGUGCCCAGCACACCUCCUCAGCUGUCGAUAGCAAGCACCUCUCCCACAGACAUCCGCCUCAUGUGGCAUCCGCUGUCCUCCCAGCACAGCAGAGGAGCUGUCACCCGCUACCGGAUUGAGUACAGCACUCUGGAUCAGGCGGACCAAGUGUUCUCUGUGGAAGUGGCGGGUAAUGAGACCCAGUUCACCUUAAGAGAGCUGCAGCCCAACCACACCUACCGACUGAGGAUGGCCGCCGGCACAGGAGCAGGAUUCGGCAUGCCGUCAGAGUGGACACACCACCACACACUAGCCCACUACAACAACACUAUGGUGAUUUUUGCCCCGACUGAGCUGAAAGUCAAAGCCAAAAUGAACACCCUCAACAUCACAUGGCAGCCUUCACCCAAUCACACACAGAUCUCUGGCUAUAAGCUGUCAUGCAGAGAGGUGGAGGCUGAGGAGCAGGUCAGCGGGCAGAGGACACCACUGACCCACAUCAUCCGGCUACGCAAGAAGGCCCGGCAUCAUCUAAUCACUGACCUAGUCUCUGAUCAACAGUAUGAGGUGAGGGUGUGGGCCUUUAACAAGCUGACAGAGGGCUCUGCUGCUGUGUGGAAGGGCAGGACGGAAAAAGUCCGCGACGCAAAGUUGCCUAUGGUGAGCCCCCUUCCAUUGCCGCCAAGUGGCGUCCAAGCUACAGCCAACAGCUCAACCUCCAUCUGGCUGCGCUGGGAGAAGCCCCGCUUCAGCAACUUGCGCAUCAUCAACUACACGGUGCGCUGCAGCCCGGCAGGCAUCACCAACGCCUCACUCGUCACCUACCACACCAGCUCUGCACAGGAAAUUCUGUUGGGGGCAUUGAAGCCCUUCACCCUCUACGAGCUGGCGGUGCAGUCCAAUGGAGUGGACGAGGUGGGACCCUUCAGCGGCAAGGUGGAGGAGUCUACUCUGGCUGACAGGCCGUCUACACCCCCAGAGGAGCUGCAGCUGAGUGCUUUGGACUCGUCCUCUGUGCUGGUGAGCUGGCGCCCUCCGCUGGAGCCCAAUGGUAUUAUUAUCAGCUACCGGAUUCUGUACAGUGGCAACCUCAGCCAGCCUGAUCAGCUGUGGGCCAGCCUGUCUCAGGAUGGGACCAUUACCAGUACAGAGAUUCAGGGCUUGGCCAGUGGUACCCGUUACUUCUUCAAAAUGGGAGCGUCCACUGAGGUGGGGCAGGGGCCUUACUCGCCGAUCAAGGACGUACACACUCCCCCUCAAAAAUAUGAGCUGGACAUCCAUGCAGUGACCGGCAUCAUAGUUGGUGUGUGUUUAGGGCUGCUGUGCAUCCUCCUGUGUAUGUGUUUCAGCUUCCGCAAUGGUAAAUCCAGGGAGGUAUCUGGAGGGCUGAACUCUGCAGCUCUGACCCCCGAGUACAGGAGAGGGGGGCGGCCUGUGCCCACUAGCGUGCCGGAGCGCAAUGAUUGCCAUGAACUGGAGACGCUGAUGCCCCCGGGCAGACAGGAGCCCGGCCAGCAAAUGUCAGCUACCCCUGAGGAGCAAAGCCUGAUGUCUAGUGCUGCAUGGAAUGGCUCUGUGAGUCGAAACUGGGCCAACAGGAUCACCAGGUACAGGGACACCAUAACAGAGGACUCGCCUACACUCAUCAAUGGAGCGCUCAACAUAUUAAAAAAUGAUGACGGCAAGGAAUUAGAGGAGCAUCUGUUCUCCUCCCUGUGCAGUAACCAGGUCGAGGCGGAGGUAAUCGUUCACUCAGAGCUGUCCGAUCCGGGGAGGGAGAAAGGAGAGGUGGGGUGCAAUGGGGAAGAAGAGUCUGACGGCACCAGGGGACUUUCAUUUUCUGAGGUCGGACACUCCCCUCUCAGCCGCUCUACCCAGCCGGGACGGGAGGAGCCUAUAUUACCAUCGCCAUUUGCCCAAACCCCCAUGGAUUCCUCCUUCCCCGUAAAGUUUGUGUCAAAUCACAAUGGGGAGCUUGAAGGGGUGACAGCCCAGCGUACUGCAGAUCUCCAGCUAUACCAGGAUGUGGGGCUGACCAACGGCUUCCAUUCGCCCAAAGCCCUGCAGUCACAGCUGAGGCCGGAGCCCCUGGAGAAUGGGGACUCCAGACACUGCCUCCCAGCCCUGGGCAAGUCCAUCCCCUCUGGGCUGCCUUUGUCCCCAUCCCCAUUUGUCAGCUCCGGCCUUGUCCAUGCUACCUCAACAGCACACCUGUGA
Lampris incognitus (smalleye Pacific opah) is the source of this 3723-nucleotide messenger RNA. It is a transcript of the gene igdcc4, whose product is annotated as immunoglobulin superfamily, DCC subclass, member 4. Gene Ontology annotation, cellular component: axon; plasma membrane. The record is from RefSeq and is a predicted model, not a curated record. The transcript is spliced from 20 exons. NCBI's taxonomy places the organism in Eukaryota, Metazoa, Chordata, Actinopteri, Lampriformes, Lampridae. Bases 1 to 3723 code for a protein of 1240 amino acids. Gene Ontology annotation, molecular function: protein binding. Gene Ontology annotation, biological process: cell-cell adhesion; axon guidance.